Diplodia corticola is the source of this 1116-nucleotide messenger RNA. RefSeq lists its product as uncharacterized. NCBI's taxonomy places the organism in Eukaryota, Fungi, Ascomycota, Dothideomycetes, Botryosphaeriales, Botryosphaeriaceae. The coding region runs from base 1 to 1116 and encodes 371 amino acids. Gene Ontology annotation, cellular component: mitochondrial large ribosomal subunit. The record is from RefSeq and is a predicted model, not a curated record. Gene Ontology annotation, molecular function: structural constituent of ribosome. The transcript has a single exon. Gene Ontology annotation, biological process: translation.
AUGCCUCCCAGAAUACGGCUGCCGUCCGCAUCAGCAGCACCGGCGCCCGUCCGCGUCCGCACCUACAACCACGCCGCCCGCCUCGCACACCACCGCCAUCACCAGCCGUCACAAUGCCCGCGGACCUACGCCAGCCUGGCCACCGCCACCACCCCGGCGCCCUCGUUUGAGCAGGUCACGACGGCCACCGCCCCCAUCGCCCGCCACCCGCCCACCCAGCCGCCGUCCUACAAGCCCGCCGAGUUCCGCAAGUCGCAGCUGCUGCGCCAGUACGCCUCGCUGCUGCGCUCCACGCCGCUGGCGCUGCUCUUCCAGCACAACAACCUGCGCGCCGUCGAGUGGUCCGGCAUCCGCCGCGAGCUGGCCAAGGCCCUGCGCAAGGUCGACGACGACCUGGCCGCCGCCGGCACCCCGUCCGCCGUGCCCGCCGACGCCAUCAAGAUCCACACGGUGCAGACGGGCAUCUUCCGCUCCGCCCUGCGCGUCGUCGAGUUCUACGACCCGCUCCUGGCCGCCGACCUGGCCGCCCAGCAGCACACGCCGCCGCCCUCCUCGCCCGCCACGCAGAGCAGCAAGCAGCUGCUCGCGUCCGACGCCCUCCUCACGCACACGCUCUCGGCCCGCGCCCACGCCGUCGCCUCGGACCGCGCCAAGAAGCACGAGCUCGAGGUGCUGCUGUCCGGGCCCGUCGCCCUCGUCACCUUCCCCGUCGUGUCGCCCCAGCACCUCGCCGCCGCCCUGUGCAUCCUCGCGCCCCAGAGCCCCGACUUCCCCGCCCCCCGCCGCAAGGCCAGCCCGGACUACCACGAGCCCGCCGUGCAGGCGGGCCUGCAGAAGCUGAUGCUGCUGGGCGCCCGCGUCGAGGGCAAGGUCUUUGACGGCGUGGGAACGCGCUGGGUCGGCGGCAUCCAGGGCGGGUUGGGCGGCUUGCGCGCCCAGCUGGUGGGCAUGCUGCAGGGUGCUGGGGCGCAGGUUGCGAAUGCGUUGGAGAGCGCGAGCAGGAGCUUGUAUUUCACCGUGGAGAGUCGGAGGUUGGAUAUGGAGGAGAAGGAGAAGCCGAAGGAGGAGGGCGGGGAGAAGAAGGAGGAGGGUGGUGGUGGUGGUGGUGGUCAAUAG